Molecule: messenger RNA, 3332 nt
Organism: Ricinus communis (castor bean)
Lineage: Eukaryota; Viridiplantae; Streptophyta; Magnoliopsida; Malpighiales; Euphorbiaceae
Product: RNA pseudouridine synthase 3, mitochondrial
Exons: 11
Coding region: 413-1819 (468 amino acids)
Biological process (GO): pseudouridine synthesis
Molecular function (GO): RNA binding; pseudouridine synthase activity
Source: RefSeq, a predicted model, not a curated record
UAAAAUGCAAGUCGUAAGACCUGCUAUACGCUGCGUUUUGAUGUUCCUUACACUGGGCAGCGGCCACCCUCUUCUUCUUCUCUCUCUGGCUCGCGCGCGCCUCUCAGUUGUUUUUACUCAAUUUCUAAUCUACUGAUCGAUUCUCAGAUUGCUUAAGUUUGUAUUUUCAGGGACAGGGAGAGUGUGCUUGCGGGUUUUUUCAGGCAGCGAUAAACUGGUGUAUGUGACGGUGGUGGAGGGAGGGGCCUUGGUCGAGAAUUAAGUGGUAGCUGCAGUUGCCAAACCAUGAUUUCAAGGCAGGAUACAGGAUAAAUACUAAUACACUAAUUUUGGGUUUCUUUCUAUUUGUUUUAUCAAUCACAAAGUUGAUAGGGUUCGUAAUUUGUGGUGUUUUAGUUUCAGAGUGCAGAGAAUGUGGAAGAAUAUAUAUUGCAGAAGGGUGGUAUCUCAGGGUAGAAGUUACUCAAGAAUAGCUCCUCCACCACCUGCCUAUGCCAAUCCAGUUAUUAGAGUCUCCAACAAUGUUGCUCAUUUGGGCUCUCCUAAAGAUGGACCCAAGCCACGCCAGCUCCUAUCCUUGCCCCCAUUCCCCGGCCUUCCUUUGCCUGGAAGGAAUUCCAUGGCAUCUCAUGUCACUGCCAUUAGCUGGGUCAAGUAUUACUUUGAUGAAAUCCUUGACUCUGCAAUUCAGUCACAUUUUAAUAAGGGCCUUGUCCACAUAGAGUGCCCAAAUGGUAGUGGCUCAAUAGAAUAUGGAGGCCAAAUGUCUUUGAGAAAGAUUAAACACAAUGACAUCAUGGAAGCAGGAGCAAGAGUUCAUGUUGCUGUAUCAGUAGCUGAGACUAGGAUUUCCAAGAGGUUUGAUACCAUACCAAGCGGAACUUUAUAUCCAAAUGCUGAUGAGAUUCAAUAUUUACAGAGGCUUGUCAAGUACAAAGAUUCUGCUAUAAUUGUAUUGAACAAGCCUCCAAGAUUGCCAGUGAAGGGUAAUCUUCCACUUCACAAUAGCAUGGACGCAUUGGCAGCUGCUGCUUUGUCUUAUGAUUAUGAUGAGGGCCCCAAGUUGGUGCAGCGCCUUGACAGAGAGAGCAGCGGUCUCCUCUUAAUGGGGCGGACAAAGGAAAGCAUUGAUCAUCUUCAGUGGUUAUUUAGCGACGUAAAUAAAUCAAACUCUCGGUGUAAGGCUUGGAAUGAUGCAUGUAAAGCAACAUAUCAACGGUACUGGGCAUUGGUUAUAGGCUCUCCCAAGGAAAAAGAAGGCUUAAUUCGAGCUCCUCUUUCAAAGGUGCUUCUUAAUGAUGGGAAGACCGAGAGAGUCGUCUUGGCUCAGCAUUCAGGUUUGGAAGCUUCCCAAGAAGCUUUAACUGAGUAUCGGGUGCUAGGUCCUAGAAUAAAUGGAUGCUCAUGGAUUGAGCUACGUCCCCUUACAAGCCGAAAGCAUCAGCUCAGGGUACAUUGUGCUGAAGCUCUUGGGACUCCCAUUGUUGGUGAUUAUAAAUAUGGUUGGUGUGUGCACCAGAGAUGGAAGCAAAUGCCUCGAGUUGAUAUAGAGCCAUUUUCUGGGAAACCAUACAAGUUGCGUAGGCCAGCAGGUCUAGAUGUUCAGAAGGGAAGUGUCUUGUCAAAGGUCCCCUUGCUACAUCUUCAUUGUAGGGAAUUUGUACUUCCUAACAUUGCAAAAUUCCUAGCUGUUUUAAAUGAAAAGUCAGAGAACAUUCACCCUGCACUUGAUGCAAAGCCAGAUCUUCUCCGCUUUGUGGCAUCAAUGCCAACCCACAUGAAAAUUAGUUGGAAUCUCAUGUCCUCCUAUCUGGUGUAAGGAUAACAAGUAGUUGGUUUUCUAGAGCUUGACUUAUAUACUGAUUUAGGCUUUCUGAUCACGUACAUAUCUUUGUUAUUUUUUUUUGUCUGUGAAUUUAUGCUAGGAAUUUCCAUCCAAUAUUGUUUCAAAACACUAUUUUUUGCGUCAUCUUAAAAAUGUGUUAGGGAAUGUAUUAGGUAAUGUUCUUACCAGAAAACUGGCGCAAUAUAUUCUACCUCAACAAUGGGAAAUAAAAACAAAAUUACAGUUGUAUGUGAAGGUGUUUCUGUUAUCUGGCUCAUUAUUAUAUCCAUUGCAAGAUUGUAAUUUCAGAUGGCCUUCUUAUCAUACCCUGAGGUUACAAGAUGAACCUGCCAUGCCCUGAAUUGAAUGUACAUAUUUGCGGUAAGUGGUAUUAGCCUUGUUUGUCUGUUUCAACUGUACCUGUCAUAUUGUGAGAAUUGUUUCUGGGAUAACUUCAUUGUGGUCUUUGAAAUCAUCAUUGAGAUUUAACAGUCAAUUUGAAUUUGUGUUGAUAAUAUCACAUGGGAAGAUUUUUCUUUUUAAAAUCUUUUUUUGUUCGUUUGCUGACUAAAUUUUCCAAGUCAUGCUUAAUUGUAGACUUGGAUUGAAUUAUAGUUGACUAAAGACACCAAAAACCAAGCUGAAGUUUUGUUUAUUGCAAUCUAGCAACGGUGACCUUAUGAAGUACAAAUUAAACAUGACUUAUAUCUUUAUGUGAAAAAUGGAUGUUUAGCUACUGAAUUUAAAGUCAGUGAUAGGUUCAAUGACCUUGGAUGAAACUAAGCCAAUAAUUUUCUUGGAAAUAUUUCUUAGGGAUUAAAGAAAAGAUGUAGGUUUUAUCAGGUGUAUUUUGUUGAAGGAUUUUUUGUUGCUCUGUGUUUCUUCAAUAUUUCAGAAAAUAUUAAUCUAAUGACAAAACAAGUAAUUUGUUUGAUUCCCUUCACUUUCUAUUUUAUGUUCUCCUUAUAUGAAAUUUGAAGGCUAUUUAGGGAUUUGUAUUGUAACCUGUGAAAACAUAUGACAAACGUCUGCAGGUGAUUAGGGUUGUCCAUAUAUGUAUGCUAAUGUUAAUUUUUAUUGUGGCAAGGUUUUUCACUUGUAUGCAAUGUUAUUGGUCAGGGUCCCUUCACUUGUCUUCACUUCACAGUUCUCUUGCAGCAACCAGCUUCUGAUCUUGUACAAACUGAAGCAGUGUCCAAUGCUGCUGGCUUAGCAACUGUAUGUAUUAUCGAAUCACUCUACACAUUUGGAUGUCACAUAAGCACUUUCCACAGCGUCGACGAAACGCCGGGGCCUCCAUUUUCUUCGGAUGUUGAAGAGACAGAAUAAUUCAAGGAGAGACAGAGACAUUGGAGCUUUAUACUUCCGGAUAUGUUCCAAGUGAAUCAAAGAAAUUAUUGGCUUGCAAUCCUGAGUAAGUCUUAUUUACUUCUGGAAAGGAUGUUCAGAUGAUCACAUUAAUGUUAUAUUGCUAAUGUGAAAUUUUAUGGACUUUGCAACUUUUAAA